ACACUAGCAUACGGAAGCAGCUGUGAGCCAGAAGCUGAAGUGUGUUGAUAAUGAGACAGCUCUGCCUGGAAACCAUGUUCAUGAGUGAGAACGUGCAGAGGGCAUGAACUUGAGUCACGGCAAAACCAGAAGACCAAGUGAAAGUACUGAGAUUAUGAGAAGGUACAACUAGGAAGCAAUGACAGAUGGUGUAGAGCAGCUAAUGACUGUGCUGGACUAGAGGACCCACACCUGACCACACGAGAUAACCGUCUCAGAGUUGGUGGGACAUAGGCAUCUGCUAUUCUAUGAAGCUAUGAAGGUUGGACCUGUCCUUUGGCUCUUCUUUCUGCUGGUGGUGGUCUUAUGGAGGGAAGCACAACAGGCCCCAGGGAUUGAAAAGAACUGCGGAGAACAUGAAUAUUUUCACCUGAAACACAAAAAAUGCUGCUCCAAGUGCCCCCCAGGCACUUAUGCCUCCUCCCAAUGCAAUGCUACAUCCAACACAACCUGCACACCGUGCCCUGCGGAUUUCUACAAUGAGAAAUGGAUCUACGCCAAUAGAUGCAAAAUGUGUUGGCCCUGUCCUAAAGAUACAGGACUGGUAGCCACUGUCAAUUGCUCUGCCACCACUGCUACCGAGUGCGGCUGCCAAGAUGGCUUUGUGUGUGAGCUCUACAACCCACUGGGGAAGUGCAUGCACUGCCGACGUGUCACCACCCCCACAACUACAGUGGAAUCCACCACAGAUCACAGGACAAAUGGCGGACAUAUAGAUCCAUCAGACAAUGGUACCCCACUCUGGAUUAUAAUUCCCGUGACUAUUGGCCUGAUCUGUUUAGGACUCAUAAUAUUAUUGCUUGUUACCAAUACUCAUGUUUUGAAGGGAAUAGUUCGUGCCAUGGGCAUCGAGAAGGACAACAAACCAUCGUCCUUAAAUACAGCAGAUGCAAGAACUGAACAAGAUGUAGCUAAGACAGUACUGUUGCCAACGUCCAAGGGAACCCAGAGUACAGACCUGUCCGAAAAUCCUGCAGAAGCAAUCUUAACCUAUGCUGAGAAUAGUCCAAUGCAGACUUGCCACCUCUCGGAGUCUACCAAUUGGCAAAGCUCUGGUUAUGUCUACCCUUUUAAAGUAGCCCCAGGCUGCAAUCCCCACCUUUCCAUUCCAGUUAUGCUUGAUGAUGAUCAUCUUCAUUUUCCCAUACAAGAAGAAACAAACUGCAUCAAAGACUGAAGAUCAAGCAUCUAAAUAAUGAACAGCUCGAGUAGGGAAUCAUGUUACAACCACCCCAUACAAUGGUAAAGUUCAAACCCCGUUCUCUGCAGUUUCAUAAAAAUCUGUCUAUGGAGAGCAGUGGCUCCCAAAGUGGAGGAUGGCCCAGGUUGAAGGAGACAUAAGAGUGCCUUAUAUAUCACUUAGCUAUUCCUGGAAGAUCAGCUUGAAGACGAGAUUUGAGUGUGAAGAUUUACUCCUUAUUCUUGGAACUAUAAGUGAAUAGCUGACACCAUGAUGUCUACAUAAGACUACAAUUUUGUGAUGAGUAGGGUUGCCACGUUUUCUGGAAAAAAAUACCAGCCUUCCUAUAUUUUUAUGGGUUUUCCCUAUAAAUAACAUUGUCAUCAAGCAACAUUUUUAAAUUAAAUACUGGCCAGGUGGCAAACCUAAGGUCCCCUACUUAAAUGAUGGGUCUCAAAGACCUGAACAAGUCUGGAGAACACUGAUGUAGAACAAAUGAGACCUCAACUCAACAAUUUCCAUCCGAUCUUGACUCAGCUGUGGUGGUGGUUUGGAACACAAGCGUGAAGGUCAAUGACGUGGCUGUACAAACUGGUGUCCUAUUGUCCAAGGGCUCCACUGGUUAAUGUGUAUGAUAUCAUUUAUUUAUAAUCUGCUCCCUGAACAUAUGGAUAUUCAGAACUUACCAUGGAAAAUACAGGACUAUGACAAUACAGGAAAAUAUAAAUGUAUGAUCCACUAGUCUCUGUUAUGACCAUGAACCAUGCCAGUUUCUGGAAGGGAAUCUAGUGAAAGAAUACAACCCAACAUCACUCAGGAACAGGGCAGGGCAUCAGUAAUUACGGGGCCCUAUACUACAUAUAACCCCCCAUGAUAUACCCAACCGAUUCCCCACAAUUCACCAAUCCCUGCAAGCUUCUCUUACUACUCCUGAAUGACGCUUUUCUAUCUCAGGGCCCCAACCUUUGGAGGACCUGACCAGGAACUUCUGUUCAUGGAGGAAGGAGAUCACUGUAUAAAUGAGUCAGAAUUCACAAUGUGAUGAUGAAGCAGCGGUGUUUCAUUCUAUAAAUUCAGUUGUAACACUCUUGGGUUUAUGAGAAUGUGUAAAAGGAAAUGAAAAUACACAAGGGAAAAUUCCCUGAGCUUUAAUUGGUUAGAAUGUAAUUUUAUAGGGCAUUUACCAUUUACCUUUUUCCCUGCACAAGCUGUGAAUAACUUCUCUAUAAUCAAGUCACUUGUUCCCAUUAUGUGAGCUUAGGAGAGCAGCAAGUGAUUUAUUGCAUAUUUUAUUGUAUUUAUUUAUAGCUGGAUUCCCUGCAAAAACCUGCCAAACCAGUGCUGCGUAUUGCUCUGUUUAAAGGGCAAAUAUACCUUUAAAUACUUAAGUAAUACAGGUGAAUGGCCAUGGUUGGUAUAGCUUUAUGGCAGCUUUUUGCACAAGCUAUAACAAAACUCCGAGGGAGCUAAAACUCAGGGGUCCAUUUACUAACAAUCAAUUUUCAAUUGUUUCCACGAAUAUCUACAAAUAUGUGGUUGUCUCAUUUAAAAAAAAUUUUUUAUGAAAAUGUUGUAUUAAAAUUUUGUGUUAAAAACACAAAAAUCUCUAAUACGAAACUUCCCAAGGUCCAUUAGAAGUCGAUGGGAGCUGGGCUAAUCCAAUUGGACUGCUCUAAAUCAAUUUGGAAUUUUAGAGGUUUUCUUUUUUUCAUUAGGAAUUGUCCAAAAAACUUUUUAGAGGCUUUAGAGGUUUUUUUUUUUUUAGCUCCGAGUUCUGCAGAAUGUUCUCACAUUUGCAGUUUUAGAGUUUGAGAGUCUAGUUGUGGUUUUAAAAACUAUAAAAAUUAGAUUGUUGAUAAAUAGGCCCCUCAGUCUAGGGUGCCAGUAGGGUCACAGCAAACUGAAUAUACCUCCCCUUGAGUGAAAUGAAUAGGGCCUGUUCUGAAUAUACUUUUUUCCGUUUGUAAAGCGGCAGUUGUCCAUUAAGUUAACUUUUAUGGGGGUAUUUACAGAAACUCAGAUUUUUCCGAAUCAACCUAAUUUAUCAAAAAAUCAGCUUGAAAAAGUCAUUGUGGGAAAAGUCUUGACAAAAUUAGGGAUGCAACAUAUCCCGAAUUUUGGAUUCGGCCAAACCUCUGAAUCCUUCGUGAAAGAUUCGGCCGAAUACCGAACCGAAUCCUAGACAAAAUCAUGCGACAAUUCAAAUCAUACGGCUUUUUCAAAUUUGACUUUUUCGAGUUGCCACCCAAAAACCUUGACUUUUUCGGAUUAUCGAAUGAAACCCAGCGCAGAUGGCGAGGGACAUCUGCCAUUGAUUUCUACAUGAUUUUGACAGGCGUAUUCAGAUUGUUUGCAGC
Molecule: messenger RNA, 3576 nt
Organism: Xenopus laevis (African clawed frog)
Lineage: Eukaryota; Metazoa; Chordata; Amphibia; Anura; Pipidae
Gene: ltbr.L
Product: lymphotoxin beta receptor L homeolog
Exons: 9
Coding region: 296-1216 (306 amino acids)
Biological process (GO): hematopoietic or lymphoid organ development; immune response; positive regulation of canonical NF-kappaB signal transduction
Source: RefSeq, a predicted model, not a curated record